Molecule: messenger RNA, 5467 nt
Organism: Toxotes jaculatrix (banded archerfish)
Lineage: Eukaryota; Metazoa; Chordata; Actinopteri; Toxotidae
Gene: arhgap22b
Product: rho GTPase-activating protein 22
Exons: 10
Coding region: 1-2256 (751 amino acids)
Biological process (GO): signal transduction; activation of GTPase activity
Cellular component (GO): focal adhesion
Molecular function (GO): GTPase activator activity
Source: RefSeq, a predicted model, not a curated record
AUGACAGCAAUGCUGAGCCCAAAGAUCAGACAGACCAGGAGAGCCAGGUCCAAGAGCAUGGUGAUGGGCGAGGUGUCGCGGGGCUCGUGCCGACCGGCCUCCCCCAGCCUCCAAGAGGGGGCCCUGAAGGCAGGCUGGCUGAAGAAGCAGCGCAGCAUCAUGAAGAACUGGCAGCUGCGAUGGUUUGUGCUGCGCUCGGAUCAGCUCUACUUCUACAAAGACGAGGAGGAAACCAAACCACAGGGCUGCAUACCUCUGCAGGGAUGCCAGGUGAAUGAACUGACCGCUAACCCGGAUGAACCAGGAAGACAUCUAUUUGAGAUCGUACCAGGUGGAACAGGAGAGAAGGACCGGGCCCCAAUCAGCCAUGAAUCCUUCCUGCUCAUGGCAAACUCUCAGACAGACAUGGAUGACUGGGUCAAGGCCAUACGGCGGGUCAUCUGGGCGCCUUUUGGAGGAGGGAUAUUUGGCCAGCGUCUAGAAGACACGGUGCAGUAUGAGAAGAAGUUUGGCCCCCGGCUGGCACCCCUGCUGGUGGAGCAGUGCGUGGACUUCAUCAGGGAGAGGGGUUUGGACGAGGAGGGUCUCUUUAGGAUGCCAGGACAGGCCAACCUGGUCAAAGAGCUGCAGGAGGCCUUCGACUGCGGGGACAAGCCUCUGUUUGACAGUAACACAGAUGUCCACACGGUGGCAUCCUUGCUUAAGUUGUACCUGCGAGAGCUGCCUGAACCAGUCAUUCCCUUCUCCAAAUAUGAAGACUUUCUAACCUGUGCACAGCUUUUGGCCAAAGAUGAGGAGGAGGGGGUCCAGGAACUUGGAAAGCAAGUUAGCACUCUACCUCUACCUAACUACAAUCUCCUCAAGUACAUAUGCAAAUUCCUCGAUGAGGUCCAGUCCCACUGUAAUGAGAACAAAAUGAGCGUGCAGAAUCUUGCCACAGUAUUUGGACCAAAUAUCCUUCGACCCAAGAUGGAGGACCCGGUCACUAUCAUGGAAGGAACCUCUCUGGUCCAACACCUGAUGACAGUCCUCAUUAGGGAACACAACCGCUUGUACUCAGGGAGGGACCAGGAGGGACCCGCCACACCCCAAACAGAACUCCCUGUCCAGGGGCAUCAGCUUCAACAUCGUAGCCUGGGAGCCUGGAUCUCUGAGGAGGAUCUUCAGAGUUGCCCGGUCUCUAACCCCGACCAAGAGCUGCACAGCAGUGCCUCAUCUCUGGAUGCCAAACUGUGUGCAGCCGUCACACCCACCCAGACCCCAAACCCAAACCCUGGACCAAAACUGGGGUCUUCAUCAGGGAAGGGAGAGACGGUGGUCAGCCCGAGUAAACAAGCCAAGGCCAUGCCUUCCUGGAAGUACUCAUUUAAAAGCUCCUCUGCACCACGUUCUCAGCCACAAGCUAAGCAAAGCAGCGGCUCCGUGACAGAUGCAACUAGUGUAUCUUCUGGUGGGGGAGGAGGAGGAGGUGGAGGUGGUGGUGGAGGUAACUGGCUCAUGAAUGGUUUGUCCUCUUUGAGGGGACACCGGCGCACGUCUUCAGGUGAGCGGUCUGCCCGUGACCGAGACUCCACCGGCUCCUCACAGAGACUGUCCACCUACGACAAUGUCACCUCCUCCUCCAGCAUGGGGAGCGUACCAAGCGUCUCCAGCACACCGUGGUCCACCUCUUCCUGCGAGAUCUCCGUCCCUGACUCUGGAAGUGAGCCUUCAGCAAACCAAAACUGUGGAGCAGGGGGUGAAAGUGGCGAAAAGGGGGAGUGGAUGGAGAGCCAGAGGGAGAUUGACAGAGGAAGGGAUGGAGGAAUGAUGACAGACCCGAGCUCUGAGCAGGACAGCUGCGAGGCCAUGGAGCUGUGCAGCAGCAGUGCAGCCUGCAGUGAGAAUGGAAACAUGGCCGUGGCAGCUGGUGUGCCUUCUAUUAUCAUGUCUGAGGAUGGAGACGGGGUAACUCUAACGCUGAGCAGUCUGGUGGAAGGACUGAAGGAUGAGUUGAGGAAACAGAAGACCGCCUAUGAGGCAAGGAUACAAAAACUGGAAGAGUCCAGUGCUGCUCUGUGUGCACAGAUGGAGCGUUUGGAACAAGAGAUGGAGCAGGAAAGGAAGAAGCAACGCAUGCUUGAGAUCAAACUACGAAAUAGUGAACGUGCAAGAGAGGAUGCAGAGAACCGCAACCGGCUCCUGGAGAAGGAGAUGGAGGAUUUCUUUUCCACACUAGGAGAUCUGGCCCUGGGUGCGAGGACUAGCGACAUUUGAUACAUCGAGGCUGUCCGUUGGCCAAAGCCGUGGCUGUCAUCAGGGUUUAUAUUUUAGGGGCUGAGUGUCUUUUAACAUCUUCCUCAGUGCAUCAGGGCGUUCCUUUAAAAGAAGAACAAAACAAGAAAAUAUAGGAACCGGCCAUAUUUGUGUACAUUCGGGACAAAGUUAAAGGGAACUGACAUAUGGAGAUGAUAGAGGAAAUUCUGAAGGAAGUAAAUAUCAAAGUGGGACUGAGCGUGCAGUCCUUGUCAGAAUCAUCUCCAUUAAGGACCAGGUUUUGACUUUCUUAGGCAUGCUUGAACUGGAACGUUAAGACGGUACUCCUGUGAUUACACUCCUUGUGAUGGGUCUCGGGUUUGUGUGGUGAAGGCAGUAUUUUAACAGUUUGGACGCCUGUAUUUGACCAGUGGAACGUAAUGUAAUUUCUCAGACAUUCUCUGUAUUGGAGAGCACUGACUUCUUCAACCACUACUUUACAAGGAUACUAAGUGAAUAGAUUCUGUGCUUAAACUGUAAGACCUGUUAUUAGAGGCGUUAAUAUUGAGUGCCGACAGCUGACUGAUAUUUAUCUGAUAUUUAUCUUUAAGGAAUAGUUUGACAUUUUGGGAAACAUCUUUAUUUGCUUUUUUGCUGACAGUUAUUUGUCUGUACGUCAAAUGUAAAGCUAGAGAUACUAGCCACUUAGCCUAGCUAAACACAAAGACAGAAAACAUGGAAAGCUAUCCUGGUUAAAACAUGUUAAAAUAAUCUGCUUACCAACACCUCUGCACCUAACUAAUAAUAUUAUGUCUCAUUCAUACUUACAAAAACCCCAAGUUGCAGUUUAACAUGAAGUUCCAGGCUUUAUGCUAACCUAAUCUGACUCUAGCUUUAUAUUUAGUGUACAGACAUGAGAGUGGUAUCAAUCUUCUCAUUGAACUCUCAGGAAGAAAACAAAUAAAGUUGAUUCCCAGAUGCCUUGUAACUUUACAGUGAGUUUGCCCAAAUUACAACAAAAACUUUGCUUUUUCUUUGGCUGGAUUUGAAGAUAGGAAAGAGUUCUAUAAAUUAUCCAGAGUAACAGGUUCGGUUUCAGGACAGAGAUGUGGAUAAGUUGUAAUUUAUUUUAAAUGUGAGUUGUUGUUUUUUUAUGCAGUGAGCACUAGAAAAUGAAAUUCAAAUUAUCUCCAUUUUUAUUCCUUUUUUGGAUGGAAUCUGAGACAGAUAUCUUAAAAGCUUAUCAAAUGAAACCAAACCUAUAAGCAUGGCUAGACACAGCUAGGGUUUUGGAAGACUUUUUUUUUUGUAAUUUGGGAGAGCUGACUCUAACAGCAGUGGUAGCUUUAGCAGAGGUCCCUCCACUUUAUUUAUCCUCCCAUCUUUUAUUUGUACUGCAGACACUGCUUCCUGUUUUACUGCAGAGUUCGGCUUGUACAUCAUAACACAAAAGCAGGUUCAGAAAACAAGAUCUUCCAGAUUAUUCCUUUUGGUAACAGAGCCAAACUGAGGCAGUAAGAGCUGGGACCUCUGCUAUAGCUGCCUCUAUACUCCUCUUUGUCCUCAGGCCUUUCCAGUGCCUCUCUCUUCACCAUCUACAUGGUUUCCAUGUACAGUCGAUGGCAGAGCCUCAGCUUUCAGGUUCACUCCGAACCUCACAGAUGUCAGUAUACCUUUAAUGUACAGUUAAUACAACAGGGACAAUGAAAACAGAUAUUCAAGCAUUUUCAACUUAGCGCAUGCUGCCUCGUACACAGGACAGUGUGGCUCGGUAGGUGAAGACCAUUUACGGUACAUGUUAAAUACCAAAGCUGCACCGCCUCAGCUGUUCCCUCACUAAAGAUCAGAAUGGCCUGCCUGGAAGCCAUGUUGAUUUUGGCACAUGAAGCUGAACACUGCCCUCAAAAAAACAAUGGAAUUUCCUGGUUGUGCCUUCAGGGAAGUGUUUUUAAAUAGGAAAAAUGUAGUGUUGCUUGCUUGUCCAGAGAUGUAGUGCAUAUAUUCCCCCACAGUGCACACAGUGGCUGCAUUGUUUGUUUUUUAUUUUUAAUAUGGCAACGAACUGCUGAAGAUAAAUAACUUGAUCUCCCUAGAAGGUGCCAAUUCUUGUGAAAGUGAAUUGUGAAUUGAAUGGAAGUUUUGAAUUAAGAAUGUAUACUUGUAGUGAAUGUAAUGUGUUGUUGAUGAAACCAGCCCGCUGGGGGGAAAAAAAAAAAUGGAAACGAUAAACAGAGGGAAAAAAAUAAUUCUAAUUUCUUCCAGUUCUUCAAACCACAUUUCUGCUUUUGGCAGUGCUGAAUAUGAGACGUAUUAUGGGAUGCAUCACACAGACCCGCAACACAUCGGGUAGCUGUGAUGUGCUGUUAAUAAUCCACUGGAUGAUUAACACUUAAUUUUAUGUUUCCAAAAUGAAGAGGUGCAGAUAGCUGUUUUGUGAGAAUUGCAUGUGGUUACAUUGCUGAAAAUGUCUGGUUUUUUUUUUUUAGCAACUUAUCACCAAUCAGAAGAUUGUCCAGAAGUGGCUUAAGUGACACUUGUUUCUUUAAGGGCACUACAGUUUAAGUGUAAGUGUGCUGUUGGUUGGACAAUGUGUAUUUUUCUUUUUUCUUUUGUUCUUUUUUUUACAUUUUCUAAAGAAACAUAACACCUAUGAUAUUACAUUAUGCUCUUUAAUUGCACAGUUCAUGCCAUCAUCUGCUGCUGCUUAUCCCACAGGUGGUGGGCUCCUGGGAUGCGGUGCCGUCUGGAGUGGGGGCUCAGGCCCGAGAGACUGAGUCUCGUGCUCUACCAGCUGAGCUAACCGGGCGGUUAAUUGCACAGGUUUACAAGGUAAUUAUCCUUUAAGGCAGAGGUAUCCAGACUGAUCCACAAAGGGCCGUGUGGCUGCAGGUUUUUGUUCCAACCAAUCAUGAGCACACAGUUUGACCAAUCAACUGUCUGAAGACUGAGAUCAGUUGAUUAAAGGAGUCAAGUAUGGUGUGCUGCUGCUUGGUUGGACCAAAAACCUCUGCUUUAAGGCUUCACUAUGGACUGCCACUACCACAGUCCACAGUAUGAUGGUAUAAAUCUAUAGCAGGUUCUUAGAUUCCAACAGACAUUUAUUUUCCUCUUAUGUAUGUCUCAUGAUUAAGACUGAGUGUUUCUUAUUUCUCUGCUGAUCAUCUAUGGUGCUUAUUUAUUAUGGAUUUCCAAUAUUGUAAUGAAUGGACAUGUAUGGGAAUAAAGGUGAUAA